Molecule: messenger RNA, 2068 nt
Organism: Cercospora beticola
Lineage: Eukaryota; Fungi; Ascomycota; Dothideomycetes; Mycosphaerellales; Mycosphaerellaceae
Product: serine/threonine-protein kinase
Biological process (GO): protein autophosphorylation; intracellular signal transduction; peptidyl-serine phosphorylation
Cellular component (GO): nucleus; cytoplasm
Molecular function (GO): calcium/calmodulin-dependent protein kinase activity; ATP binding; calmodulin binding
Source: RefSeq, a predicted model, not a curated record
CUUAUGCACCUUGCGCCUAUCCAGCCCACCUCGCACUCCCAUUCGGUCCCUAGCUUAAUCCUCCCUAAUAACAGCACGUUGUGCCGCCCGGACCAGGGUUCGCAGCCAUUAUCACCAACGCCUAUCGCCCCGCUAUUGCCUUCACUACAUCACUGGAACGACAUCCAAACAACACUUCUACCAACACUCCCUUCAACCAACGACACUCAUUGCCCGCAACGGAUUGUGAUUCACCGAUUGAUCCAUUGGCCUUUGGAACUGUUCUCUCUUCCGGACCUCUCUACCUUUUGAUCACUCUUCUGCCGGCUUCCUAUGAGUGUUAGACAGCCUGUAAAGUGAUCCGGAUCCCAUUGUGGUGGACGCUUUCGACCAUGCUCCCAACUCCCCCAGCUUCUCCCAAGCCAUCUGGACUAUGCAGCCCAGAGGAUCGUACAGGACAGAUCUUGGCCGGUAGCAUUCAACUCACAGGCAUUCUGGGCGUUGGCGCAUACGGCACCGUGUACAAGGCACGAGACAUCGUUACUGAUGCACAGUACGCUGUCAAGGCCUUGAACAAGGUCGGCCUCGAUGCACGACAACGCAAAUUCCUGGACCGCGAGAUUCAAUUGCACUACGCCGCGAGCCAGCAUCCCAAUGUGGUUUCCUUGGUCAAGAUCUUGGACUCGCCCGAGUGCACGUAUGUUGUGCUAGAGUACUGUCCUGAAGGUGACCUGUUCACCAAGAUCACCGAGGAAGGCCACUACGUCGGAGAGGACUUCAAGGCCAAGCAGGUCUUUCUGCAAAUUCUGUCUGCUGUCCAGCAUUGCCACGCGCGAGGAAUCUUUCACCGCGAUCUCAAGCCUGAGAACGUGCUCGUGAUGGACAAUGGUUGGACCGCCAAGCUGGCCGACUUUGGACUUGCAACCCAGGAGCGAGUUACUUCAGAUUUCGGAUGUGGAUCGACUUUCUACAUGUCACCAGAGUGCCAAAAUCCAAACCCAAAACCAUACGCAUGCUACGCAUCGGCACCCAACGAUGUUUGGUCGCUCGGUGUGAUUCUCGUCAACCUGACCUGUGGCCGCAACCCGUGGAAGAGGGCCUCCAUGGACGACCCAACUUUCCGUGCCUACAUGAAGGAUCGCAACUUCUUGCAGUCCAUUCUUCCCAUCACUGAUGAGUUCAAUGCAAUCCUGCAGCGAGUCUUUGAGGUGAACCCUUACCGCCGGAUUGGAUUGGACGAACUCCGUGAGCUCAUGGUCCGAUGCCCUCGUCUGACGACCCAGGAGUCUUCCAACGCAAUUUCGGCCCCAGCCACCCCACCAUACAGCCCAGUGGAGAAGGCCGUCGACACUACCUUUGUCAACGGUGCUUACGAACCUGUUCCUCACUUGGAUCUGUCUGCACAGCCGUGCAUGGCACCCAACCAGGAGUACCUCCAUCACCAAUCAGCCCUCUACACACCACCUUCAUCCGGGCCUUGCACACCCCAGCCUACCAUUUAUACGCCGCAGCCGAAGUCCACGGUCCAUUCCAUGUACACUGGACCUUUCUUUGGCAAUCUCCCCACGUUCGGUGGCCGAUGUGGGCAGAUGUUUGCCAAUCUCAACAUGCCCAGCCACGCCUGGGCUUCCACCUUUUAAUUUCGGAGGCCUCGAACGCUGGACCUUUUUUUGUUUCACUUGUCCAUACUGUCCAGCCUUAUCUUACUCAGCCUUCCGGAUCACGAUUUUAUGGGAAUGGCCUGACCUGGAGCGACUUUGCCGGCGUUGUUUCUUACUCUCCGAAAAGGAAAAUGUAAAAGAUACCCCAGUCUGUUUGAUUUAGCGAAGCGGAGGAAAGUUGUUGAUUUGUUUUCUUUGCACUUGGAGUUCGGCACCAAAAGGGAACGUGUGCCACAGGGAAAAGGCCACAGCUCAAGAGGAGCAUGAUAGAACUUCGUCGUUGUGGGGAGCAUUUACUGGCGUUCAGACGAGCAUCACGACUAGAGCAACGAUGGCAUGUAUCAUGAGGACCAGAGGCUACCUGGAGAGUGGUCGCAGUAGACCAGAUUUUGUUGUAUACUACUAUGACUACGACCCGCAAGGGCAAC